AUGGCAACCGGCAUUGAGAAUAUCACUACCCUCCUCUCAACAAUGGAGCCAACGCUAGAUCCAGAGAUCUACGUCUUCAUCACCACCACAAAGCCCCUCUCAUCUCUCCCGCUAUCUACUCUCAAUCCGCAAUUGAUCGCCCAGGAAAAAGAAGGCAUCACCAUUGUAACGACCGAGGCUCUAGCGACAUCUCACGGCUUCGAUGAGGUCGUCUUUCCAUGUCAGAAGAUCUCAUUGACGAUCCAUUCCAGCCUCGAGGCGAUCGGUUUGAUCGCAGCCAUUACGGAUCGGCUGAAAAAUUCUGGAAUCAGCACAAAUGUCGUCAGUGGAUUCUUUCACGAUCACAUUUAUGUGCCUGCUAGAAGGGCAGAAGAUGCGAUGCAGGUUUUGGAACAGUUAACUAUCGAUGCGCGGGAGGGAAAGAAGUCGAAUGAAUAA
Penicillium angulare is the source of this 438-nucleotide messenger RNA. Its product is annotated as ACT domain-containing protein. The record is from RefSeq and is a predicted model, not a curated record. Bases 1 to 438 code for a protein of 145 amino acids. Lineage: Eukaryota; Fungi; Ascomycota; Eurotiomycetes; Eurotiales; Aspergillaceae. The transcript has a single exon.